This is a messenger RNA of Cordyceps militaris CM01, 2049 nucleotides long. Its product is annotated as Ser/Thr protein phosphatase family protein. The coding region runs from base 1 to 2049 and encodes 682 amino acids. The transcript is spliced from 2 exons. NCBI's taxonomy places the organism in Eukaryota, Fungi, Ascomycota, Sordariomycetes, Hypocreales, Cordycipitaceae. The record is from RefSeq and is a predicted model, not a curated record.
AUGAGUCAACCAUUCUAUGCUGCCCGGCCGCCGGCACCGACAAACCCAAACCAAGUCCCCAUUCAAUGGGGCCAGCAACGUUCGCAAAACACCAUGGCUAAUUUGAACCAGCCUAGGACAUACAACAACCAAGGCUACCUGCAGAACGGCAGUGUCUCCCAGCCGGGAGCUGCGCCUCUUCUGCCGAAUCAGGGUCGUGUCAUCCAGACCGGUCCCAUGCGAGUUCUCUGCAUCGCCGACGUUCGAGGUAACCUGCGAUCGCUCAACGAACUUGCCAAGCAGGCCCGCGCCAACUACAUCAUCCACACUGGCGAUUUCGGGUUCUACGAUGAUACAUCUUUGGAUAGAAUCGUCGAGAAGACACUGAAGCACGUUGCUCAGUAUUCCCCUCUCAUCUCAGAGCCCGUCAAGAAGGCCAUUCAACAAGGCGGCCCCGGGCCCAUCAAGUCUCGAUUCCCCGCCAACGACCUGCCUCUUUCCGAGCUCCCUCUUCUCCUCAGCGGCGAGCUCAAGCUUGAAGUCCCCGUUCACACUGUCUGGGGUGCUUGCGAGGAUGUUCGUGUUCUUGAAAAGUUCCGAUCCUCCGAAUACAAAGUCCACAACCUCCACAUCAUUGACGAGGCUAGGUCGAUGUUGCUAGAGAUUGGCGGUGUCAAGCUGCGUCUGCUCGGCCUUGGUGGUGCCGUUGUUAUGCACAAGCUCUUCGAUAAUGGAGAGGGCCGUACCACCAUCGCUGGCGGACAAGGUACCAUGUGGACUACCCUUCUUCAAAUGGGUGAACUGGUAGAUACCGCACAUAGGGUUUAUGAUCCAACUGAAACUCGCGUCUUCAUCACCCACGCCUCUCCUGCGAGAGAGGGUAUCCUAAACCAGCUUUCUGUUGCACUCAAGGCUGACUUCUCCGUCUCGGCUGGCCUUCACUUCCGUUACGGAAGCUCCUACAACGAAUUCAGCGUCAACCCUACCCUUGAUCACUAUCGUGGCAAACUUGCUGCAUCCAAGGCUUCUUUCAACGACGUCUGGGAGACUGUCAAGGGCGAGGUUGAGCCUGCCAUUGCUCAAAACGAAGUUCAGCAAAAUCUCCUAAAGAAUGCACUUCAGAUUGUCGAGAAAAUGCCUACUACCGCUGCUGGCGGAAACCCCUUCGGCGGCCCGGUCAGCGGCCAUGCUGCCCUUGGACAGGUGGACGAGAGCGCGUUCAAAAACAUGUGGAACUUCAACUUGGCUGAUGCUGCUUUCGGCUACCUUGUCCUGGAGAUCCAGGACGGUCGCAUUGGAACCGAGAUGCGCGCUCAGGGCUUCAACUUUUCUCAUAGAGGAGCCAAGCAACAGCCUGGCGCGACUGCCAGCGCACCCGUCAAUUCGACUUCUGCCAGUGCCCCUACACCACCGCCUCCUUCUGCUGCGAUUGCUUCUCGUCCGGCUCCCGAAAAGCACGAGAAGCAGGCCAAGGGUUCCACGCCCGCCAAGCCGGCUACUCCCCAACCCAGCCAGGCCAAUGCGAACAAGGACGUGGAGAAGACUCCCGCCUCUGCCAACGGUGGCCCUGACCCCAUCACAUCUCCCGCUCCCAAGAUUGUCCCCUCUGACAUUAUUGGUCUAUUCAUCAUGAACGUUAGCACUGAGGAGCAGUGCCGAGACCUGUUCAGCGAUGAGGACAAGGCCAAGAUUGUCAAGAUUGACAAGUGGGGUAGCUCUAACAAGGUUGUUCAGUUCAAGAACAUCGCCGACAGAGACACCGCCAUGGACAAUCUGCCCGACUCUGUCAAAACGAGGACCUCGGAGGACCGUACCAAGCCCUGGGUGAAGAUCUUCCAACCCCGCGAGACUAAAGUCGGGACCCGCGGUGGUGCUGGAAACUGGGGCGGAAAUGCGCGCGGCGGCGCCAGUGCUAGUGGAUAUCGCAGUGCUGGAGGAGCCAGUGACUCCGAAAGCAACAUUCGUGGUGGCCGCGGUGGUCGUGGUCGAGGUGGCGGCCGAGGUAGCGACCGUGGUCGUGGCGGCCGCGGCCGUGGAGGCAAGGGCGAUGCUGGCGGUCCUGCGGAGUAA